Molecule: messenger RNA, 1052 nt
Organism: Haliotis rufescens (red abalone)
Lineage: Eukaryota; Metazoa; Mollusca; Gastropoda; Lepetellida; Haliotidae
Product: serine-enriched protein-like
Exons: 5
Coding region: 1-681 (226 amino acids)
Molecular function (GO): protein binding
Source: RefSeq, a predicted model, not a curated record
AUGGACAGAUCUGGUUCACGACUUCUGCUGGUGGAUAAUGAUUUUCUGGACAGUGAAAGUGGAGGUGAAUCAUCGUCUGGUUAUGAAUCCAGCGACUCUUCCAAUGUAUCACGUGACUCAAGCCCCGCCCCUUCUCGUCUGCCCCGCCCCUCAACUCAGAACGAAGUGAUGAUCUUCAAAAGCAGCGCCGGUCUUCAGGAUAGCCUUGCUUUUAUUCUCAGCAUGCCCGAGCUGUGUGAUGUCACUUUCCUUGUUGGCAAAGAUGAAAUUCCGAUUCAUGGGGUCAAAGCCAUUCUAGCAACACGUAGCAGGUCUUUAUAUCAACUGGUCCUACACCAUCAGAGACAGUCGGAGCUGACAAAGACUACCAAGAAGAGAUUCAAGAAACAAAAACCCUCUCCCUACCCGAACACGCUCGUCAUCCACGUCCCUGACUACCAGGUGGAGACAUUCAGAAGGUUCAUCACCUUUGUCCAUUCGGGGAAGGUCAAGGUCGACCUCAACCACGUUGUCGGUCUUCUUUGCGCAUCAGAAGAGUUCCGACUUCCUGAUCUCCGCACUGCUUGCACGGAUUUCAUAGACAGAUGUCAAGGUCAUGGACAGAUAGAAAAACUCGGAGCAACAGCCAGGCAGUAUCCACAAAAAAUACCUGCUCAAAGGCUACUAGCUGAGUUUCCAUGAAAAUCAAGCAAUGACCUAUAUGUACAAGAUUAAAGGUUAGACAACCACAUAAGGUUCCUAUCGACGCAGAAACCUGAGAUGGCAACAAUGACCUGAGCGAACAGGACUACAGAUAAAUACAGAGGGUUGCUGUGGAUGCACCAGAGAUCAGAGUCGGUAACCAUUACCUUAUCGCAUAAGUCUAAACGACGAUAGAUCACAGAAGGUUACUAUCGAUACACCUUCCUCCAGCCCUCAACGCACAUGCCAUUGGACCAGAAGAGGCUGCAGCCACAAGUCAGAACCCGCAGUUUAACAGUGUACAUGGUAAACUGAGGAAGACCUCUCCGGCAGGACGUUGAAGUUGGGCUGUCCUCAUCACCAGCCAAGAC